UUGUUUAAACAUAAGCUAGAAAAAGCUUAUACUUGUCAAAGCAUUAAAUGCGUUAAUUUGAAUGCCAAAAAACAAGUGAGCGCAUAUUUGUUUUUUAGCGUGACAUACUUAUUUGACAUUAGCAAAAAGAAAAUGUUCAUGAAUGGAACGGAGUCAUCUCAACAAACCUCUCAGUUCGUAUUAUUUCGCAGUUUUAUGAUAUUAAUAAUCAAUAUCAAUAAUUCAUAAUUUUUUAUAAUUUAUAAAGAAAUUAUGCCAGUAGUUAUUUUAUGGAUUAUGUAUGUAUGUAUACAAACAGAAACGCAAUACAUGCGACGAUUUACUCGAAAAUAUUGUAAUUUCAUAAGAUUAGACUGAAUAUCGUUUAUUAAAUGAUUGAUGUGAGAAGAUGGCAGAUGGCAAGCUGGAGGAAAAACUCUCGGAACAUAUAUUUCCAGAAGAGUUAAAUAAAUUUUUGCAGAAUCGAAUUCGUGAUUUAAUGGCGGAGAAUGAAUGUUUGCGACGAGCAUUUGAGCACACGGAGGAGAAGUUGCGGAAACUGUCGCAAGAAAAACAAAAUUCGCAAAAUACAAUGGCAACCGAAUUGGCUACGACAAAGUUGAUUGAACUUAGCAAGAAAUAUAGAGACCAAACCGCUGAAAUGGAGGCAUUGAAAACAAAAUGCAAGAAUUUAGAAGCCACUCUGGUCAUUAAAGACGAUGAUCUGGAACGUCAAAGAACGGAAUUGCAACAGAUUCUCAAAUCUGAAAUACGCAAGGAUUCCGACGAUAGCAAAGGUGACGAGGAGCGAAUUAAAUGUUUGGAGAACAAAUUGCAACGAGUCCAAGCAAAACUUAGUGAAUCCAGAAACACGUGUGUCACUCUUAGGCAAGAGAUUAAUAAAGCACAGAAGUUAUUGUGCAGCGAGGUGGGUGAAAACGUCAGCAUCAGUGCGCUUUCGAGUAUACCGGGCGGUUGGCGUGGACGAGCCGAGCAAAUCCGGAAUAUGCAGCAGAAAUUGCUAGAGCUGCAGAUGAAAUUGUCCGAAAACGGAAGAUUCCAGAAAGAAUCCUCCGCUUCUCUAGAUCGGCAAAAUUUGGCAUGUCUUCGGAAUGUUGAAAAGGAAAGACGACAACAAAUAGAAAAUACAGUGAAGAAGCUAAGACAAGCAGAGGUAGCGUUGGAAACUUCGAAAAGGAAACUUGAUGCUUCUAAGGCGAGAAUAAAAGUAUUGGAGCAAGAAUUGAGUAUCGCGAAGGGAAACAUUGCGACGCUGAAUGAAAAAAGGUCUCACGAUGAUCGUCUGAUUGACACGCUUAACUUGAAGAUUUUCGAAGCGAGGUAUCAAGAUCGCGAGGUAGAAGUACAAAAUAGGGAACAUAAGAGUGAACGUGAACACGCGAACUUCAAAAACGAGAUGAGAGCGACACAGUUGCAUGUCGAUCGAUUACGUAGAAGAUUGGAGGAACGCGAAAUCGAAAUUGACAAAUUAAGAAAGGGCCUAUCAGAUGAAUCUUUCAGGUAUCAAACCUCGAUUUAUCCAAAUUUUCCGUUAACCGAAGAGCGGCAAAUCAGUCCAACUGCUAAUUCGCGAAACUCAGGCGAACCAAAUGAAUAUGUCACCUUGGCUCUAGCUGCUGAAGUUGAACGCGUGAGACUGUUGGAAUUAGUAACACUACUUAAUCAACGACUGGACAAGGAAAGAAACGAAGUUGAUUCACUUGCAAAAUUGCUGCGUAAAGAAAAGAAUAAGUGUGCGAAAUUAGAGUCAAAAUUGCGAGAUUCGGAGAAAGAGAGAGUGGGACUUGUUAAAGUGGAUACGGGAUAUAGAGCAAGAUCUUGCGCGAAAUCGAUCGCGUCGAAUCUACAAACGGAGGAAGAGCCUACCAACCCCGAAGAAGUUUGUUAUAAAAUUGAAUUACUAGAAGAGGAGUGCCUCGCACUAAAGACCAGAUUAGAUACCGUGCAGCAGGAUAAAGCAUCGGAUCUCGCCAUGUACAAGAAAAUGCUUGAUCAAGCUAGAAAAACUUUUAAAGAUGCAUGCAGAAACAAACUAGCUGGCGGUAAAAGUCGUUCCACAAUAAUUAUUUGAAACAAAAAUAAGAGGGCAUGGCAGAAAGAAACGAGGAGUAUUACCAAUUCUGCAAUCUUAGACAAACUGCAGGUUUGAGGAAAUUUGAUAUAGUUUGUUGAAGAAAUUAACUCUGUGUUAUAGAUAAAAAAUAGAACAUUCUUGUACGAGACAGUCGCUUGCAAUCGGAAUAGAUGUAACAGCAACAAAGCCACGGAGUCGUGAUGUAACUGGGACACGAGAUAAGGUGCAACGUCUCUACGUAAACCCGCGUGACACCAUCAGAGUAAAACUCACAGUUUCGUCUCCACCUCGCGUUCCUUCGCCGUUCCCUUAACGCGCUCCGGUGUUUGCCUCGGUCGACUCGUUUACUUCUACCAUUGAUAUCGCACGCGCGGCGGUAACGCGGCUAUAAACUCAUUCCGCUUUCGUUACCUAAGAGCAGUAGACGACUCUCAAUCUUAUGUUACUACGAGUUUAAUCAGAAAUUUGAAAGAUAUAUGGAAUCUUAGACCCUUAUUAGAGUCUACAUCACGAUAUCGAACAUAUAAAUGACAAAGUUAGAAAAUAUAAAAACAUUCUACAUGUUUAAACAGUUUUUGUAAGACCAUUUUUAUUGUAAGGUACAAUUUUAUAUGUCAAUAAUAUAAAAUUAUGUAGCUGCAAUA
This is a messenger RNA of Wasmannia auropunctata (little fire ant), 2718 nucleotides long. It is a transcript of the gene zip, whose product is annotated as coiled-coil domain-containing protein 13. Gene Ontology annotation, biological process: non-motile cilium assembly; cytoplasmic microtubule organization. The record is from RefSeq and is a predicted model, not a curated record. Gene Ontology annotation, cellular component: centriolar satellite. The transcript has 11 exons. Lineage: Eukaryota; Metazoa; Arthropoda; Insecta; Hymenoptera; Formicidae. Bases 389 to 2071 code for a protein of 560 amino acids.